AAAAACAAAGUUGUAGUGUUUUAAAGUAAAAUAUUUAAAAUUGAAGCGCAGUGUUAAAAAAUUCCGGAAAUAAAUAUGAAAUAUGAUAUUGAAUCGUCCUGUUGCCGCGUUUGUUUAGAAGUAAAUAACAAACAACGCUCUGUACAUAUACCCAUCGAAGAAGGAGAUGAAAGUCCUAGCGAGAUGCUUCAACAGAUUACAGGCAUUGACUUUGAUGAGUCUGAUUAUGAUGAGAAUGUUCCGAAAUAUAUAUGUAAAAGCUGUGAACUUGGAUUGAACUUGGCUUUUCAAUUCCGUUUAAAGGCAUUAAGGGCACAAAAAUUAAUUGCAGAACACUGCAAUUAUAAACAAAAAGAACAUAGACUAGACUAUAGCCAUAAAAAUACAGAAGUCAAACAAGAAUUAGAAGCGGUUACUCAUAUAUAUUUAGAUAUUAGUUCACAAGAUGCGGAAGUAAGCACAAGUGAUGUAAAAAAGAGGGAAAACGAUCAUUCGCGUAUGUCACCAUCGACUGAAGUUAUUGAAUAUGAAAUUGUACCUGAGGAGUUUUAUGAUGAAAGUGAAUUAAAACUAGAGGAAAUCGAACUAUACGAGGAAGACAUACAAAUAGUUUCCGAUGAUGAGUCAACGUAUAUGUCAGUUAAUGAACCUAUAGAUAUCGAUACGGACAAGCAAAAUAAUGAAAGAUAUCUGGAAAACAAAAAUAUACCAAAGUAUACAAAAUUAUCUUCGAAGGAAAUACCAAAAACUAAAAAACUGAGAGAUCAGAAACAAGACAAUGAAGUAGCUGUAAGUAAAUUAACAAUAGAUAUAGAUGAUGAAGUAGAUCAUGGUGAAACAUUGGAAAGUAAAAAAAAAUAUUCCAAUGCAAAGCAACAAAAAAUGAACGUAUCCCAUAUAUGUGACAUAUGUGGUAACACUUACUCCAAACGUGGUCGUUUAAUGGAACAUCGAAAAUUACACAACAAAGAACUAAAAUACUUCUGCGAAUUGUGUUCAUUGGGAUUUUAUCAAAGAGAAAUGCUUCGUAAGCAUAUGUACUCACACAAAGGUGGCAAACCCUAUAAAUGUUCAUUUUGCAGUCGUACGUUUUUCUAUGAAAGUGUUAAGAAAUCGCAUGAAGACGUACAUAGAGGUCACAAACCAUACGUAUGUUCCUCGUGUAAUAAAGCAUUCGCUUAUGCGCAUACAUUGAAGAAACAUGAACUUAUACAUGCCGAAAUUAAAUUAUAUCGUUGCGAUUACUGCGAUAAAGAUUUCAGGCUGCAACAUCAUUUGAAACAACACGAGGAAACAAAAAUGCACCAGAAUGCGGUACUACAUGCAAAAACUUUAUAAUUUUAUGUCUGAUUAGAUCAUAUGUAAAGAAAAGUAUCGGUACGCUGUAUAAAAAUAACAAAGAUAAUUUAGUUUUAUAAUAUAUAUUAAUUCAAUUUUGCAUUUUAAUU
Molecule: messenger RNA, 1448 nt
Organism: Teleopsis dalmanni
Lineage: Eukaryota; Metazoa; Arthropoda; Insecta; Diptera; Diopsidae
Product: zinc finger protein 287
Exons: 4
Coding region: 76-1338 (420 amino acids)
Biological process (GO): regulation of transcription by RNA polymerase II
Cellular component (GO): nucleus
Molecular function (GO): DNA-binding transcription factor activity; RNA polymerase II cis-regulatory region sequence-specific DNA binding; zinc ion binding
Source: RefSeq, a predicted model, not a curated record